Molecule: messenger RNA, 714 nt
Organism: Carya illinoinensis
Lineage: Eukaryota; Viridiplantae; Streptophyta; Magnoliopsida; Fagales; Juglandaceae
Exons: 1
Coding region: 1-714 (237 amino acids)
Source: RefSeq, a predicted model, not a curated record
AUGUUUCGCAUCGCUAAGCUCUUUCGCUAUGCGGAGCUGUGUCUGGCUGUUGUUCUCAUAUCUUGGGCCUUCACAAGGGUCCCUUUCGCCUUGAAGAUCUCCGCCGAGUACUUCUGGAAGCUCUCCGGCUUCGUUGUCAGCCACGUCUUCAUUUUCAUGCUCUGCAAUGUCAUCAUCGUCACUCUCAUCGCCAAGUCCGGCAGGUUCUCGGGUCAAAACCCGACCGGUCACAGUGACGAGACCGAACUCUUCGAAGAAUUCAUCAAACACGUCAGCGGUGGCUCCACGGAGCCGCAGCCCGAAACCAGAACGCCGGCUCACGAUCAGGACGUAAUCGUUUACCAUGACAAGCAGAUCAUCUGCGAGGUGAACAGGACCGCUCGCGAAGACGAAGAUAAAACGGAAACGGACUCGGAUACGGACAUAGUGCAUGUGCAUCCGAAAGCGUACCGGAGGACUCAGUCAGAGAAGAUAAAGCGACAGAGUCAGGAGAAGUCACGCGGAGAGCUACGGAGAUCGGACACAGAGAAGUGCAGGAAAGGUGCGAGCUCCGAUGAGAAGCCACAGGAGAGUCAAUAUCCGGAGGAUAAGCUGAGCAACGAGGAGUUCCAACGCACCAUAGAUGCCUUCAUUGCGAAGCACUGGAAGUUUCAUAGCGAAGAGUCUCUUCCCAUCGUUCUUCACAACCAGAUCCAAGUACCCGUUGGCAAUUAG